AAUUAAUGUGUCAUGGUAGUGCUCAUACCAAAAAAAAACAUUAAUUAUUUCAAAGCUCAGAAGCGAAAAAUAAACCAGCAGAUUUUGAGUCACAUUUGAUAAUUGUAGCUUCGGAAUUAGAGCUAGAACCAUAGUGAUUUCAAAUCAGCUUCCCAGCCCUGUAUUGAAACUUGCAAAUUCACACAAGGAUUUCCUGUGCGGAAUAGAAAACACAUUUAGUGCAAUGCUGAUUUAAAAUUUAAUUUUGCAGAAGCAGAAAGGAAACUCGAGAUCAUUGUGAUUUCAUGAUCAUAGCUGGCUCUGAAGAAAUCCCAGUUCAUAAGAAUAUUAUAUCUGUAGGAUCUGAUUAUUUCAAAGCAAUGCUGGCUCAUAAUAAUGCUGAGACAGCGUCUGGUAAAGUGGAAAUGAAGGAAGUUGAUCCAUUAUCCCUGCAACAAUGCAUAGAAUACAUUUACACUGGUGAAUUGUCUACUACUGAUGAAAAUGCUGAAUCUUUGAUGUUUGUGGCUGAAUUGCUACAGUUGAAAGAUGUCUGUGGAGGCAUCGUUGAAUCACUUGAAGAAAAUCUCGAAGCAUCUACAGAAUCAUUCUUUGUGACAAAAAGAAUCGCAAACCUGUACAAUUACAAAGAAUUGAUGCAAAAAUGCGAGAAGUUCAUGCUGGAUAAAUUUGAAGAAAUUGCUGUUCUUGAUGAUUUCAAGGAAAUAGAGGAAAAGGAAUUUGUUAAAUUGAUCAAGUCACAAGAAAACAAGGCAUUAGAGAGUGUCAAGCUAGAGGCGUUGAUAUCUUGGAUAAAACAUGAGCAAAGAAAUCGCAAAAAACUUCUGAAGAAAUUGAACAACUACAUUGAUUUGCAUAAAGUACCGGUGACUUAUAGAAGAUUCCUUGUUGAAAACGAGCCAAUGGUAAAGUCUUGUCCUGAAUGUUCUCACGCUCUACUAAUAUCUGUGAUGGACAGCUUGAACGUUGGUGCUUCAAAUGUUCACUCUGCUGCAAAUAUAAAACAAGAAGAAAAAGAGGCAAUUGCUGCGUUUGAUGAACACUCAAUGAGCCUACAAUGCUUUGAUCCUCGGAAUAAUUCUUGGACAAGAAUGCAGAAUAUGCCUGGAUCAGAAACUUACUUUUCUGCUGUGGCUCUUGGUGACUACAUUUAUGUUCUCAUGUAUGAUCAAUCUGUCCAUCGGCUGAAAUACUCAGAUCAUGGAGCUACUUGGGAGAGAAUGAAAGAUAUGAUGUAUAACUGUGGGCGGUGUCCUCCUGUUGCUGUUUUGUCUGGAAACAUAUACGUUGUUGGUAUUUUCGAUAAUUACUCAAAAUCAGUUGAAAAGUUUGUUCCAUCAAGCAACAAAUGGGAAAAAGUAAAAGACAAAAAUCUCAACAGUGCAAAUUCAACAGCACUGGGUGCUGGAGGUUGUAUAUACAGCAUUGGUGGCUAUAUAUCAGGUCGUUACACCAACCAAGUAGAAAGAUUUGACCCAACAUCAUCAACUUGGUCAUUUGUUGCAUCCAUGAAUGAAGCAAAAAUCAAUGUCGCAGCUGUUGAAAAUGAAGGGAAAAUAUAUGUUCUAGGGGGAUGUACAAACAAUUACUUUUCAACAGUUGAACGAUAUGAUAUUUCAACAAACGUGUGGUCCACGGUAACUCCCAUGUUAACGAAGCGGAGCUGGUUUAGUGCUUAUGUGAUUGAUUCAAAUAUUUACGCAGUUGGAGGAAGGAACAGUUCACCGGGAAGCAUGGAGAAGUUUGAUUUCAAGAAGAAUCAAUGGGAGAUGAUUGACAUGAAGAACAAGAAUCUGAGGAUACUCGAUGCAGUGAAGAUUAAUUUGAAGUGAUUUGAUUGUAUAUGACAGAGAACAGUUCCUUGUGUUACCAUUAAAGGACAUGCUAGUAGUUUAUGUUUGUAAUCUUACUAUUAUGAAAUUGUAUGAUAGAUAUUUGACAUUUAAUAGGUGCUCGUGUUACCACUGAGUAAAUUUUUUAAACUUCUAUAAUGAUUUCUUGCAUUACUUACCGUACUUAAUUUAUAUAGUUUUCUUAAAUGUAAUUACUCAAUGACAUUGCCUAAAAAACUUCAACUCACUGGACAUAGCUAUGUUUACUACUGAUGUGAAGAAUUUUUUUUAAAUGAUUUGUUUGUGUUAUUAAAUACCCUAUAUUUGUUUGUAGCAUUUUUUUUAUGUGAAUUCCGAUUAUGACAGUGUGUAGUCGGACAGAAUCGAUGCCCAUAUAAAAAACGAUUGUUGGUUGAUGGACAUUCUGACUCCUGCUCUCAACGACAGGAAAACAGAGUUUAUAAAUCUUACAUUGGCCUCGACUCCUCAGCCCUGAUUUGGCUUGCCUAUCAUUUAAAGUUAAUUUUUAAACAAUUGGAGUGGGAUUCUAUAUCCUUGUUAUGUGGAAUUUGUCACCAAUAUCAUAGGUCAUGGGAAGCGAGUGUUAUAUAUAGCCAGUGGUCAGUGAAAAUUAGGUUGAUUUAUUAUUCCAUUCAGUUUUUAAUGUCAUUCGAUAUUAUCGGGGUAUGAAAUAUUGUCUUGUGCAUUCUUUAAGCUGUUUCUUCAUCAAUUGAAAUCACUUAUCAUUUCUUAAUUAAAAUCCGUGAAUGAAUUGCAAUUUAUAAAUUAGCAGAUGGCUUUUCCGCACAAUAUAAUAUAUUCAAUAUAGUUUCCCUUUAAACCAGGGUCGUCCAACCCAUGGCCCACAUAUGGCCCGGCGGAAGCAUUUCGAGUGGCCCGCGCUGAAUUUCAGAGUUGAAUAAAAAAAAUUGAGUAAAACAAGUUUUUGAGUGAAGUAGUAGGCCUAUUAUUUCCCUGAAAUGAGCUCUGCCAGCCCAUACAAACGAGCCAUGAAUGUCAUUUUGAAUCGAAACCAACUGAGAGGAGAUAUCGAUACAUAAAGGUGCCACCAUUGCUAUCCAUGGUCUUUCACUACUCUAUAUGAUUUUAUCACAAAAC
Molecule: messenger RNA, 2951 nt
Organism: Styela clava
Lineage: Eukaryota; Metazoa; Chordata; Ascidiacea; Stolidobranchia; Styelidae
Source: RefSeq, a predicted model, not a curated record